AUGGCUAAACCUCCGCAGCUAUCCCCAAUCAAGACUGAUAUAAAGGAGUUCCUUCAACCCCUCCGGGUUGAACUUGAGACCUUGUAUGAUUUGUCUUGCCGGCUAUCAUUGUCUUAUAAAAAGUUAGCCGCGGAGUCUACAGAACACUUUAUUCCAUCGGCUCUUACCCGUCUUCCAACGGGCCAUGAAACAGGACGCUAUCUUGGCGUCUAUUUUGGUCUGUCUUACCUUCGUGUGGCCUUCAUCGACCUCUUAGGAGAUCAACAUGUCGAGGGACAUGCACGUGUUCGGCGCACAUUAGAGAAGGCAUGGCCUAUUGAAGAUCAUUUGCGAAAAGAUCAUAGUGUUGACCUCUUCACAUGGAUUGGGGACUGUAUCGCCGAGGUGGUGGCAGACAGACUGGCCAAUCCAAGUGAGAAGCGAAUUGACCAAAUAACGACGGGCAUUUCCUUCUGUCUACCUAUCAAACAAGAUUCUCUCGAUGAAGCUAUCUUGAUGCCAACAGGGAAAGGCUUCUCUCUAAAUUCAGACCUCAAUCUCCGCCAAGCCUUGCUGAAUGGAUAUGAACGCCACACAUAUUCAACUCAUGGCGAUGAAACGAACAUGCCUGCCAAACGCCGCAGGCUGUUCUCACUUCCUAAACUGAAAAUUGCUGCCAUGAUCAAUGAUACGACAGCGACUCUUGCUUCAUUGGCGUAUUCCAUUCCUUCUUUGCCCAACACUCGUGUUGUCAUGGGUCUGAUCGUGGGCGCGGGGUGUAACACGACUGUUCCCAUGAAACUUGCCAACUUGCAUGAAUCCAAAACUAAAAUCAUUCUUGAAAAACACCCCGACGCACAGGAAACGCUCAUCUCCACUGAAUGGACUCUGUCCACGGCGGCUGCUUCAUUUGAUGAGCUUGGUAUUCGGACAAAAUGGGAUCUUGAGCUGGAUAAAAAUUGCAAAAGACCUGGUUUUCAGCCGAUGGAAUAUAUGGUCGGCGGUGGAUAUACUGGCGAGCUCAUCCGCAUCGUCUGUUAUGAUUGGUUCCAUGAAGUUUUGGGAAUAGAACACUCCAAGCUGCCGCUGAAAUUGGUUCAAGAGUAUUCCCUUUCAACAGAUUACCUCUCCCUGGUUGUUGCCUCUUCUCUGUCGGACGAGCGCUUAGCAAGCGAGUUGUCCAAAACACUGUCGCCACCUCUUGGGAGUGAUUGGGUCUGGUCACCUGAAUAUGUCCGUGCUAUUCGGGCCAUUGCCUCGGCUGUGCAGGAUCGAGCGGCGUCUUUGGUGGCAUCUGCAGUUGUUGGUCUCUUGGGCUGCACCAAUGAACUCCAAUUGGGUAGCACGGCACCUGAGUGCAACAGUGGAGAAAAAGUCACGGAAGCUGGAGUUUCUGAACAAACGAACUCCUCAUCAUCGACGCCAGGCUGGAAUAGCGGGCCCGAGGAGCUCGCCGUCGCCUACUCAGGUGGAGUGAUUCAACACUAUCCUCACUAUAAAGACACUGUACAGAGAUAUAUUGAUCGACUGCUACUGCGAGCUGGUCCUCAAGCAGGCGGAAAGAGUGUCUUCUUGCGGGAGGCCAGUGAUGGCGGAAUCAUUGGAACUGGAGUCCUGGCAGGAACAGCGUCGGGGGAAAUCGGGGAAAUCAAGGCUACUAACAACUAG
This is a messenger RNA of Penicillium coprophilum, 1647 nucleotides long. RefSeq names its product hexokinase family protein. NCBI's taxonomy places the organism in Eukaryota, Fungi, Ascomycota, Eurotiomycetes, Eurotiales, Aspergillaceae. The transcript has 2 exons. Gene Ontology annotation, biological process: glycolytic process; glucose 6-phosphate metabolic process; intracellular glucose homeostasis. Gene Ontology annotation, cellular component: cytosol; mitochondrion. The record is from RefSeq and is a predicted model, not a curated record. Gene Ontology annotation, molecular function: D-glucose binding; mannokinase activity; ATP binding. The coding region runs from base 1 to 1647 and encodes 548 amino acids.